AAAGACAGAAGUGCCUGUGCCAUGCCCCUGACCACACCUAGUCCAUUAGUAACUGUACAGACUGAAUACAAGAUCAUUACUGUAGGAUCUGGAGAUUAGCAGACAGGAAGAAUACCGGAGGCAUCACUGAGUUCUCACAGGACACAAGAAGACAAUCCAAGAGACACACUCAGCAGCAUAAGGGUGCCGCGUGUGUGGAUCCCAGCAAUGGUCCUUAUGGCUCCCAGGGACUCGUUCGCUGUCCGCUUCCUGGUGGUGCUGAAGGAGAUGCUGGCCUUCGUGCUGUUCAGCUACACGGUGCUGAUCGGGGCUCUAUUGGUGGCUGGAUGGACAACUUACCUUCUUGUGCUGAAAUGAAUGCCUGCUAAGUGACCAGCUGCAAUAGGGUGGCCGAGACGUCUAUUUCGUACAAGCUACUGUAUUUUCUCUGACCUAUGUCCUGAUGAAUACCACGGCGCACUUAUUAUGCCUUGGCAGGAAGUUUGAACCUGCAAACCAUCUCUUGCCUUAUAAACGUUAUAGUACUGUAAAAAUAAAAAGUAAUAUAUGAGAAAUACUUAACACGUUUAAGAACAUACCCAUUUUAGGGGAGAUUUACCAAAGCUUGAAGAGAGAGAUAAAGUACUAACCAAUCAACUCCUUAUUGUCAUUUUACAGGCUGUGAUUUAUGGUACUUUCUGUCUCUGCAAGCUUUGAUAAAUAUCCCCCUUAAUGUGUUAUUGAAAAGUAUUACAUAGAGAAGAGUUUCUCUGUAGGUAAUGUAAAAGGUUAUGUUUGCUGUUCGCAUAAUACUCAGCUGCGGUCUAUUUUGAUUAUCAGUGGUUUAUUCUAGGAGAGCUGUAUAUAUUCUAAGCAUUGUUUAUCAUUCUGUUGUCUAAAUAUUUUCUGGAUGUGUGUCCCAAUAAUAUACAGUUCAUUUAGCACCUACUGGUUUUCUAACCAUAUCACAAAAACACCCCAAAACAACAACAACAGCAUAUACAGCUAUAAAUAAAUGUAUUAGAUAUUUUAUAAAAUUCUGCUGAUUCUCUUUUAACCUUUGGUAUCCUGAUUAACUGAAUAAUCUAAAUAAUAUAGUAAACAUAGUGAUCAAUCCAAUUUACCACAAGUUAAUUGCAGCGUAAAUAAAUGCGUCUGUAUGCGGCAUUUAUAUACAGUGGGACUUGCAGAUUUUGGUUUGCAGCCCCGUAGAGAUGCGUACAAAAUUCCAGGAGUCCAGGAUGAAAUCGGUCCACAUGGGGAGGAGUGAGGGGGAUGAUGAAUUGUGGUGUUUUUGCUGUCCUUUCGAUGCCGCUGCAACAGAAAGUCUACUCUUAAUUGGAUUGAACCCAUUACCAUAAUCUACAAUUGUUACUGUCCAGGUAGAAAUUACAUUUUCAAUCCUAAUAUAAUUCACAACAAUACACAGGUUGUUUUGCACUCUAAUGACCAGAACUAUUUGCAUGUGCAGUACAUGCAAUUCUUUGCGUUCCCUGGAAAUAGCUUUUUUAUGCCACCUAAGCAAAUUUUAGCAAUUUUUUUUCAGGACAAAUAGCGCUAUCGUUUGGUAGAAUGCUAAAACUCAUAAUUUAGCAAACACAUAUAGGCAAAUGCAAGAAACACUAGAACUUAUUUGAGAUUCAAACUAAGGUUGAGUUCAUGAAAACAGGCCAACUUCAUUUACCACUAUAUCUAUUUAGCUAGGUUUCUGAGUAAAUGAAUACUGCUGUAUGUACACAUUUAUAAAAUGUUUACUAUUAUUAUGUAAUUAUAUAGCUAAUUAUAUUUUAUUUCUAUGAUUUUUUUUUCUGUAAUGGGAGACAUUCAGGAGUCCACUUAGUCUCCCUUUUAGUAACAAUUAUAAUUGUAUGUUCUGAGAGAUUGGAUCUCCGGAAUGGUUGUGUAUAAUACUUUCAUACUUUUCCGCACAGGGACUUAAGGAGCUACAUCCCAAUGGUAAAGAAAAUUAAACAUAUAAAGCUUGACAGCUCAAAUAAAUAGAAGAAUGUGUUUCUAUUUUUUGUAUUUUAACAUUUAAAUAUAAAUGUUUUCAAUAAUUGCUAGUGAUGAUCAAAAAUCACUAUUUGCAUUUCAGUGUAACAAACUGCAUACAAAAU
This is a messenger RNA of Pseudophryne corroboree (corroboree frog), 2096 nucleotides long. RefSeq lists its product as uncharacterized. The coding region runs from base 208 to 357 and encodes 49 amino acids. The record is from RefSeq and is a predicted model, not a curated record. NCBI's taxonomy places the organism in Eukaryota, Metazoa, Chordata, Amphibia, Anura, Myobatrachidae. The transcript is spliced from 2 exons.